Molecule: messenger RNA, 1204 nt
Organism: Pristis pectinata (smalltooth sawfish)
Lineage: Eukaryota; Metazoa; Chordata; Chondrichthyes; Rhinopristiformes; Pristidae
Gene: s100p
Product: calcium-activated potassium channel subunit beta-2
Exons: 6
Coding region: 59-919 (286 amino acids)
Biological process (GO): detection of calcium ion; potassium ion transport
Cellular component (GO): voltage-gated potassium channel complex; membrane
Molecular function (GO): calcium-activated potassium channel activity; potassium channel regulator activity
Source: RefSeq, a predicted model, not a curated record
ACCAGGAAAUAAUAGUUUUAAAUGAAUUGUUACUUCAUAAUCUUGGAAUGAUGCCCUUAUGCCCGCCCUUCCUUCCUACAGAAUGAAGAUUUUUAAACCAGAGGCAAGUGAAACCAUGUUGAGAGAUGAAACAAAUUUCUUUCACAAGGAGUCACAAAGAAAAUUGAGGCCCCUUCAACACAACGUGAAUUCCUCCUCUUCUGUGAGAGAUGGCGACAGUGGUUCACCGCCUAAAAUGUUUCUGUGGUCCAAGCCACAACAGGAAGAGCAACCAGCAAGAAACAUAUAUAAGAAGAUAAGAACACAUGAUAUUCUGGACAAACGGAAAACAGCCACUGCCCUGAAAGAUGGAGAGAACAGGGCCUUAUAUCUGGGUCUGGCAAUGCUGGUGUGUUCAUCACUGAUUGCCUUCCUUUUGGGAAUAAAAGUGGUCCAACACAACAAGGAGAGUGUUUGGACAGAGGUAUCAAAAUGCACUGUCCUUGAAGCAAGAAUUACAAACUGCAGAAACUGCAAAUUCAACUGUGGGCCAGAUUGUUGGAAACCAUCACAGUCUGCUUGCCUACAGGUAUAUGUUAAUUUAUCCUCUUCAGGGAUGAAGGUUCUGCUACACCAGUCAGAAGAGACUGUACGCUUCAAUUCUGAGUGUUUCUGCACUUCAAAUUGUAAAAGGAAUCAUUCAGAAAAUAAAAUGCUAUUGGCUUCUCUUAAAGAAAACAUCACACAGUUUCAGUCUUUUCCAUGUUAUUAUGAUCCAAAAGGAAGACAAAGGAAUGUCCUCUUGGCAAGAUUUGAUAUGUUUAAUGCUUUGUGUCAUGCAAUGCUCUGGCCUUCUUGUAUGUUUCUUGGUGGAAUUGUACUUGUCGUCCUGGUGAAGCUGACACAGUACCUGUCUCUGCUCAGUGAACAGUCAAAGUAAGAAAUUGAAAAGAAUGAAAAAAGUUGCAAAUAUUCAUCAAAGUUCCUUAAGAAUUGACACAUAUAUUGUACCAUGAUGCUAGCAGAAAAAUUACAGGUCUUUGUUAUACAAUCUCAAACUGGAACUUCUGUCUUUUAAUAAAUACAUGCAAACAAUGUAAAAUGCUUCAAGUACCUGCAAAAUUAAAUAACAACUUCAAGUUGUUGCUGAUGAGUAACACAAAGAUAGCUAAGCAAAUUUAAUUUAGCCCAAAUAAGAGAUACUUGUGCAUUAGAAACAAUCACA